Perca flavescens (yellow perch) is the source of this 2268-nucleotide messenger RNA. It is a transcript of the gene stom, whose product is annotated as stomatin. Gene Ontology annotation, cellular component: plasma membrane. The coding region runs from base 185 to 1081 and encodes 298 amino acids. The record is from RefSeq and is a predicted model, not a curated record. The transcript has 9 exons. Lineage: Eukaryota; Metazoa; Chordata; Actinopteri; Perciformes; Percidae.
CUCAGAGGUCUCGGUAGUGUGUCUGCUCUAUGGGCCCCAUGAUGCGGAAGCAACGCCGAUCAUCCAGCACCUACAAGUCUCUGUUCAGGGUGAAACACGCCCCUUCUUCAACACUCAACAGCAGCUUGGGACACGGUCGGUCCAGUAAACACAGGGCGACAGGUUCUCGUUGUGACCGUUAACUAUGGAUUCCGACAACGAAAGAGUUGCAAUGAGGAAGAAGAAUGAAGAAGCCAGAAGACGAGAACGUCAAGCAGGUACAAGCACGCAUGAUUAUGAUGUUGAAGCUUUGGAGAAUUCCGACUCUGACAUUGGCUUGUGUGGCUGGCUGUUGGUCUCGCUCUCCAUUCUUCUUAUGCUGGUUACUCUGCCCAUCUCCAUAUGGAUGUGUAUUAAGAUUGUGAAGGAGUACGAGCGAGCCAUUAUCUUUCGCUUGGGGCGCAUUUUGCGAGGGGGAGCCAAAGGUCCAGGGCUGUUCUUUAUCUUGCCGUGCACCGACAGCUUUAUAAACGUGGACAUGCGCACCAUCACCUUCGACAUCCCACCGCAAGAGGUUUUGACCAAAGACUCUGUCACAGUGAGUGUUGAUGGUGUGGUGUACUACCGGGUCCAGAAUGCUACUCUGGCUGUGGCUAACAUCACUAAUGCAGAUGCUGCUACACGGCUGUUGGCCCAGACCACCCUGAGGAACGUCCUGGGUACCAAGAACCUGUCAGAGAUCCUGUCUGAUCGUGAAGAAAUCGCACACAGUAUGCAGUCCACUCUGGAUGAUGCUACAGACGACUGGGGGAUCAAGGUGGAGCGGGUGGAGAUCAAAGACGUCAAGCUGCCCAUUCAGCUCCAGAGAGCCAUGGCUGCUGAGGCUGAGGCCACCCGUGAGGCCAGAGCCAAGGUGAUCGCAGCGGAGGGAGAGAUGAAUGCGUCGCGGGCGCUGAAGGAGGCCUCCCUGGUGAUUUCCGAGUCUCCGUCAGCCCUGCAGCUGCGUUACCUUCAGACCCUCAACACCAUCGCUGCCGAGAAAAACUCCACCAUCAUUUUCCCGCUGCCGAUGGAGAUGAUGCAGGGCUUCAUGAAAAACUGAGUAGGAGUCUCAAAUCACAGCGUUGCACAUGCACACACACUCAACACAACACCCAUGACACACACAAACAUAUUUAGGCCUCUCUAUUUCUAUUAAGCAUGUCUCUUUGAACCAGCAAUGCUAAGGUAACACUGAAGAAGUUGUGCUUGUGGCUCAUGUUGCACCGAGCUGUCCUCAAAGAACUUAUAUCGACUACCAUUAUAGCUUUUUAUCGCCUCGUCAUUGUUACACAUAACUUCUAUCUGUGGGCUUGAUGCUACGGUGUUUGUAUGCACAAAAUACAGCAUUAUGCCUUGUUAUCAACCGGUAUUGCUAACCGUGGCUAACCUGGCGAGAGCAAAUCCCACUGAACUAACAGUUAAUUCCCACUUGUUGUACUCUAACGUGGUCAACCUGGGUGUGACGUCAUCCCCAGGGCCGGCUUCCGACCCCCGAGGUGAAAGGAACGCGGCUGUAGUCUGCAUUCAAAAUAAAAAAAAAGAAAAAUGCAACACAAGCUAACUGACCAUGGCGUGGAUCAUCAGUUGGAUCCGUGGUUUACUUAAUUGCUAAUUGCCAUUUUGUUGUGAAAAGAAAACCCUUAUAGGUUAAUUAGACAGCUUAAGCAGAUGAGCAGAAAAUGAAAAUAUGAAAUGUAACUGAGCGUUGCUCAGAUCACUUUUUUUUUACAUCAUGUGCACUGAUCUGUUAGGCCGAACAGCCAAUCAGAAAGCCCGAUUCAGCGUUCUCAGUCAACUGAACGGCUGCAGAGUAGGGUCAACUACAACCAACGGUGCCAGAUUCUACAGCGGUCAGCUCGGUGUGUCGCCAAGAACUGUGUAUGAGAUUUAACUAUAGACAGAAGCUUUUACCUAGCCGGUUGAUUUCUCUCCGUUUGUGCUACAAAUGUAGAAAUCAGGCAAGGUAGAAGCAAGAAGCCCAACCCUUCUCCUCAUCCAUUUAACAAACAUUGUAAAGGAUGGAUGCUGGAUAUGUGGUCUUAACACCCCUCCCCCCCACCCUUUGCUUUACUGCAACCAAUGCCAGCGUCGUGGUGCUCUGAUCAUUUUUUACGAAAGUAUUUUCCUGCUAUCCAUAUGGGGGCUCUAUUGGCCUUAUUCCCAAUCCCUAAAACCAAACUACAUGUUUUUUUUUUUUUAGAUGUUAAACGAGAACUCCGGGCAAGUUUUACGUUAAUCUUGAUUGCU